AACACUCCCUUCGUGUAUCACGAAUAAACUUCCGCCACCGAAUAGCAAGCUGCGAAUAAGUAACCAAGCCCAACAACGCGAGUCAACCUCCUGGAGUGUUGCUCAAGGAGACCGUUCACGAAGAGACACACGCAGUCAGAAAGGAUUCCUUGUCCUGACUUUUCCUGCGAUGGGAACCGAUAAUAAGGGGUGACGUGUGAUUACACCUCUCAUGCCAGGUGAUCAGGUGUAGGGCGGCAGUUGCGUGGGAGCCUGGUAAGCCCUUGUGCGUGGAGGAGGUGGAGGUAGCCCCACCCAAGGCUCACGAAGUGCGGCUUAAGGUGGAGGCGAGUGGGGUUUGCCACACGGACUGGUCGUACCUGUAUGAGUGCGGCAAGGGAAUGAAGCCACGCCCCUAUCCGCUCGUGUUGGGUCAUGAGGGGGCCGGUGUGGUCGAGAGUGUUGGCCCUGGCGUCACUGCGUUCUCCCCUGGAGAUAAGGUAAUACCCUUAUUCCUGCCCCAGUGUGGAGAAUGUGAGUGCUGUCUGAGCCCAAAGACAAACCUGUGCCUAAAGAACUGGGAAAAUACCCAGCAAGGUGUAUUAGCAGAUGGCACGAGCAGGAUCUCCUGUAGGGGGCAGCAGAUCUACCAGUUUAUAGGUGUGAGCACCUUCAGCGAGUACACAGUGGUCCCUGAGCACAACGUCACCAAGAUCCGGCCAGACGCGCCACUCGACAGGGUCUGCCUGCUAGGCUGUGGCGUGGCUACAGGAUAUGGAGCGGCACUAAACUCAGGCAAAGUGGAGGCUGGCUCCACUUGUGCCGUGUUCGGCCUGGGAGCCGUGGGCCUCGCGGCCGUCAUGGGCUGCAAAGCUGCGGGGGCCGCCAGGAUCAUCGGCAUCGACAUCAACCCAGAAAAAAGCCACGUCGCCAAGACACUUGGGGCUACGGAGUUCGUGAACCCCAGGGAGCAGAGCAGACCCAUACAGGAGGUGCUGGUAGAGAUGACGGGUGGAGGAGUGGACUACGCGAUCGAGUGUGUUGGGGUCACAGCUGUCAUGAGGGCAGCACUGGAGUCAUGCAGAGCUGCGUGGGGCACCUGUGUCAUAGUGGGUUGGACAGAGUUAGGAGAGUUCUCCCUGGCACCAAUCGACAUCCUCCUGGGAAGAACCCUGAAGGGCACUUACUUUGGCGGUUGGCAGAGUGUGACGGGCGUGCCCAAGCUGGUGGAGGAUUACAUGAGUGGCCGUCUGCAGCUGGACGAGUUUGUGACGCACACCCUGGACCUGGAGCAGAUUAAUCAGGCCUUUGACCUGCUGGCCAGUGGCAAGAGUAUCCGGACGGUGAUAAAGAUGUGAGCCGGCGACAGAGGCAUGUUUGCCUCAAAAGCUGCGGGCUGAAACCGCCGCUAUCGAUGUGCUGUGUCAAAUCCCCAUUCUUCAGCCGAAACAACCUCAUCGGUCGCCAUGACGACAGCACGCAUUGCCAUGACAACAGCAUUUGUUCCAUCGGUUCCAGGAAAACAUCCCUAAUUAAUAAAGAAAUAAAGAAAGCCGAUGCAGCCUGCCUCUCACCUGUUUGUAAUGUUCAGUAAUGUAUGCUGUCUGGAAGGCUUUUCAUAAAGCAGGUUUUCUUAAACCAGAAGUGUGGAUUGACCAAUAGGGACUUCCCAUAUAUCUUCAACAGUUUUGAUGUUUGUCUUAAGUUAUCUGGCUCUGUAAGAAAUCCUGCUUUGUCAGAUCAGAGUUAUGCUGAGUUUGUUAUGGAUUUGAAAUGUGGUUUGGAAUAAAAUACAAAUGUGUCAAA
This is a messenger RNA of Electrophorus electricus (electric eel), 1785 nucleotides long. Its product is annotated as alcohol dehydrogenase class-3-like. Gene Ontology annotation, biological process: formaldehyde catabolic process. The record is from RefSeq and is a predicted model, not a curated record. Gene Ontology annotation, cellular component: cytosol. Lineage: Eukaryota; Metazoa; Chordata; Actinopteri; Gymnotiformes; Gymnotidae. Gene Ontology annotation, molecular function: alcohol dehydrogenase (NAD+) activity; zinc ion binding; S-(hydroxymethyl)glutathione dehydrogenase [NAD(P)+] activity.